AACAAAGAUUCAUUCCAAAUUUCCCCUCCUUUUCUCUUCCUUCAAGCUUUGUCCUGCAUUUUGUUUUCAUCAUUGUUCUUUAAAUCAGGAAAUGAUUAUGAAUAUGAAUCAGUGCAUUGAACAACUUGGACACUAUUUAUGCACUGAUUAUUUUCAUAGUAUCUAUUGUUAAGUAAAAGAGAUAACAGGCAUCGGUUUUCAUGACUCCAUGGACUUGAGGGACGCAAAAGUUGGCUUCUUUCUGUUUUGUAGUUUCUGUCUUGUCACUUUCUCUGAACAAGAUGGUUUCUUUAGUCUUUCUUGUGGUGGAAGAACCAGUUUCAGGGAUUCAUCUAACAUUUCGUGGGUACCAGACACCACCUACGUAACCACAGGAAAGACUACUACCAUCACAUACAGUGAUGGUUCCAACUCACUGAACAUCUCAGCUCGGUUCUUCCCAAAUUCUAGAAGGCGAAAAUGUUACAGAAUACCAGUGAACAAUUCAACUACUUUGGUUCUUGUUAGAGCAAAAUUUGUGUACAAGAACUAUGAUGGACUUGGGAAACCCCCUAAGUUCUAUGUUUCAAUUGGGACAUCUAUUGCAGCCGCCAUAAAUCUUGCUGAAGAUGAUCCAUGGAGUGAAGAGUUUUUAUGGACAGUCAACAUGGAUACACUGUCAUUCUGCUUAAUUGCAAUGCCUGAAGGGGCUUCACCUGUAAUUUCUUCUCUUGAAAUCAGACCACUUCCUCAGGGAGCCUACACAAAUGGUAUGACAGAUUUUCCUAACAAGUUGCUUAAGAAGAGUUAUAGAAUUGAUUGUGGGCACUCAAAGGAUUCCAUAAGGUAUCCUUUGGAUCCAUUUGAUAGAAUAUGGGAUGCUGAUAGAAGUUUCACACCCUUUCAUGUUGCCAUUGGGUUUAAGAUUCAACUUAGCUUCAGACAGUCUAGUCUUGUAGAAGAACCACCAGUUGUUGUUCUUCAAACUGGGAGAGUUUUGGCAAGAAGUAAUACUCUGACAUACAACCUCCCUCUUGAUGCAUUAGGGGACUACUACAUCAUCCUCUACUUUGCAGGGAUUCUUCCUGUCUUCCCCUCAUUUGAUGUUCUUAUAAAUGGAGAACUAGUAAAAUCAAACUACAAAAUAAAUGGCUCUGAAACCAGUGCUUUAUACAUAACGCGAAGGGGAAUUGGGAGCUUGAAUAUAACAUUAAAGAGUAUCAGCUUUUAUCCUCAGAUCAAUGCAUUUGAGGUUUAUAAGAUGGUUGAUAUUCCAAAUGAUGCUUCAUCAACCACAGUUUCAGCACUGCAGGUUAUUCAGCAGUCCACUGGAUUGGAUCUUGGAUGGCAGGAUGAUCCAUGUCUGCCUUCCCCAUGGGAGAAAAUUCACUGUGAAGGAAGCCUUGUUACAUCAUUGGAUCUUUCAGACAUAAAUUUGAGAUCCAUUAGUCCUACAUUUGGUGACUUGUUAGACCUCAAAAUAUUGGAUUUGCACAACACAUCACUUACUGGUGAAAUACAGAAUUUGGAUGGCUUGCAGCAUCUUGAGAAACUGAACUUAAGUUUCAAUCAGUUAACAUCUAUUGGUGCAGACCUCCAGAACUUGAUUAACCUUCAAAUAUUAGACUUGCAGAACAAUAGUUUAAUGGGAACAGUACCUGAUAGCUUGGGAGAGUUAGAGGACCUCCACUUACUGAAUCUGGAAAACAACAAACUACAAGGUCCUCUGCCACAGUCUUUGAACAAAGAAACAUUGGAGAUCAGGUAUACAAUAAAUAUUCUUGUCUCAAGAAACAGCAUUUAUGUUAAUUCCUUGAUCAUUUGCAGGACAUCUGUAAAAGAGAUAACAGGCAUCGGUUUUCAUGACUCCAUGGACUUGAGGGACGCAAAAGUUGGCUUCUUUCUGUUUUGUAGUUUCUGUCUUGUCACUUUCUCUGAACAAGAUGGUUUCUUUAGUCUUUCUUGUGGUGGAAGAACCAGUUUCAGGGAUUCAUCUAACAUUUCGUGGGUACCAGACACCACCUACGUAACCACAGGAAAGACUACUACCAUCACAUACAGUGAUGGUUCCAACUCACUGAACAUCUCAGCUCGGUUCUUCCCAAAUUCUAGAAGGCGAAAAUGUUACAGAAUACCAGUGAACAAUUCAACUACUUUGGUUCUUGUUAGAGCAAAAUUUGUGUACAAGAACUAUGAUGGACUUGGGAAACCCCCUAAGUUCUAUGUUUCAAUUGGGACAUCUAUUGCAGCCGCCAUAAAUCUUGCUGAAGAUGAUCCAUGGAGUGAAGAGUUUUUAUGGACAGUCAACAUGGAUACACUGUCAUUCUGCUUAAUUGCAAUGCCUGAAGGGGCUUCACCUGUAAUUUCUUCUCUUGAAAUCAGACCACUUCCUCAGGGAGCCUACACAAAUGGUAUGACAGAUUUUCCUAACAAGUUGCUUAAGAAGAGUUAUAGAAUUGAUUGUGGGCACUCAAAGGAUUCCAUAAGGUAUCCUUUGGAUCCAUUUGAUAGAAUAUGGGAUGCUGAUAGAAGUUUCACACCCUUUCAUGUUGCCAUUGGGUUUAAGAUUCAACUUAGCUUCAGACAGUCUAGUCUUGUAGAAGAACCACCAGUUGUUGUUCUUCAAACUGGGAGAGUUUUGGCAAGAAGUAAUACUCUGACAUACAACCUCCCUCUUGAUGCAUUAGGGGACUACUACAUCAUCCUCUACUUUGCAGGGAUUCUUCCUGUCUUCCCCUCAUUUGAUGUUCUUAUAAAUGGAGAACUAGUAAAAUCAAACUACAAAAUAAAUGGAUCUGAAACCAGUGCUUUAUACAUAACGCGAAAGGGAAUUGGGAGCUUGAAUAUAACAUUAAAGAGUAUCAGCUUUUAUCCUCAGAUCAAUGCAUUUGAGGUUUAUAAGAUGGUUGAUAUUCCAAAUGAUGCAUCAUCAACCACAGUUUCAGCACUGCAGGUUAUUCAGCAGUCCACUGGAUUGGAUCUUGGAUGGCAGGAUGAUCCAUGUCUGCCUUCCCCAUGGGAGAAAAUUCACUGUGAAGGAAGCCUUGUUACAUCAUUGGAUCUUUCAGACAUAAAUUUGAGAUCCAUUAGUCCUACAUUUGGUGACUUGUUAGACCUCAAAAUAUUGGAUUUGCACAACACAUCACUUACUGGUGAAAUACAGAAUUUGGAUGGCUUGCAGCAUCUUGAGAAACUGAACUUAAGUUUCAAUCAGUUAACAUCUAUUGGUGCAGACCUCCAGAACUUGAUUAACCUUCAAAUAUUAGACUUGCAGAACAAUAGUUUAAUGGGAACAGUACCUGAUAGCUUGGGAGAGUUAGAGGACCUCCACUUACUGAAUCUGGAAAACAACAAACUACAAGGUCCUCUGCCACAGUCUUUGAACAAAGAAACAUUGGAGAUCAGGACAUCUGGUAAUUUGUGUCUUACCUUUUCCACAACAUCAUGUAAUGAUGAUGCAUCAUCAUCCAAUCCUCCAAUUGAAGCACCACAAGUUACUGUAGUUCCUCAGAAGAAGCACAAUGUACAUAACAAUCUAGCAAUCAUACUAGCCACGGUUGGAGGAGCCAUAAUAGCCUUUCUCUUAAUGUGUAUUUCAGUAUUGAUAUACAAGACCAAACAACACUAUGAAGCCUCCCACACAUCAAGAGGAGAAAUGGAUACAAGGAACUGGGGUGCUGCAAAAGUAUUUUCCUACAAAGAAAUCAAAGUAGCUACAAGAAACUUCAAGGAAAUCAUAGGAAAGGGUAGUUUUGGAUCUGUUUAUCUUGGUAAACUUCCAGAAGGAAAAUCUGUAGCUGUCAAAGUUCGUUUUGACAGAUCUCAACUGGGUGCUGAUUCAUUCAUCAAUGAGGUUAAUCUUUUAUCAAAAAUCCGGCAUCAAAAUCUUGUGUCUUUGGAAGGAUUUUGUCAUGAAAGAAAGCAUCAGAUAUUGGUUUAUGAGUACUUGCCUGGGGGAUCCCUGGCUGAUCAUCUCUAUGGUUGUCAAAAAAUUUCCUUAAGCUGGGUGAGAAGGCUGAAAAUUGCUGUUGAUGCAGCAAAAGGUUUGGACUAUUUGCACAAUGGAAGUGAACCAAGAAUCAUACAUCGUGAUGUGAAGUGCAGUAACAUCCUCUUGGACAUGGAAAUGAAUGGCAAGGUCUGUGACUUAGGUCUCUCUAAGCAAGUAACUCAAGCAGAUGCAACUCAUGUCACCACUGUUGUUAAGGGCACUGCUGGUUACCUUGAUCCAGAGUAUUAUUCCACUCAACAGUUGACAGAGAAAAGUGAUGUAUAUAGCUUUGGAGUUGUUCUUUUGGAACUCAUUUGUGGAAGAGAGCCAUUGACUCACUCUGGAAACCCUGAUUCAUUCAACUUGGUGUUAUGGGCCAAACCAUACUUGCAGGCUGGUGCAUAUGAGAUAGUGGAUGAAGACAUAAGAGGAAGUUUUGAUCCCUUGAGUAUGAAGAAAGCAGCUUUCAUUGCUAUAGAGUCAGUGCACAGGGAUGCAUCACAGAGGCCAUCUAUUGCAGAGGUAUUGACAGAGCUAAAGGAAGCCUACGAUAUUCAGCUCAGAUUCCUUGAAUCAUCAAUCUAA
Messenger RNA from Vigna umbellata (rice bean), 4555 nucleotides. The record is from RefSeq and is a predicted model, not a curated record. NCBI's taxonomy places the organism in Eukaryota, Viridiplantae, Streptophyta, Magnoliopsida, Fabales, Fabaceae.